UUCCCUCUGAGAGAUGUCAAUCCAACCAAACAGCGAAUAGAGACAUAGAGUCCUCCUCACACACACACACACACACACAGAUGGAGGAGAAAGCAGUGAAGUCGAGGUUCAGAAGGGUUUGUGUGUUCUGUGGAAGCAGUACCGGCAAGAGAAAUUGCUACAAAGAUGCUGCUCUUGAAUUGGGCAAAGAGCUGGUCUCAAGGAGAUUGGAUCUUGUUUAUGGCGGGGGCAGCCUUGGAUUAAUGGGCUUGAUUUCUCAGGAAGUCCAUCGUGGUGGAGGGCAUGUCUUAGGGAUCAUCCCCAAAACUCUAAUGUGCAAAGAGAUAACUGGUGAAACUGUUGGUGAGGUACGACCCGUAGACAACAUGCACCAAAGGAAAGCUGAGAUGGCCCGCCAUUCUGACUGUUUUAUUGCCUUACCAGGUGGUUAUGGAACAUUGGAAGAGUUAUUAGAAGUCAUAACAUGGGCCCAGCUUGGGAUUCACGACAAACCUGUGGGUUUGCUGAAUGUAGAUGGGUAUUACAACUCCCUACUGACCUUCAUAGACAAGGCAGUGGAUGAUGAGUUUAUCAAGCCCUCUCAGCGCCACAUCAUCGUCUCGGCGCCAACCGCUGGGGAGCUUGUUCAUAAACUUGAGGAGUACGUCCCUGUGCAUGAUGGAGUAGUGGCCAAAGCAAGGUGGGAGGCUGAACAAGUGGAGCACAAUGCAGCGUUGCAGUCUGAAAUAGCGCGUUAGGCAGAUAGUAUUUUGGGUUUCCACUUUCUCGUUUUCAAAUUUGUAUUUAUUGUUAGCAAACAAAAAGAGAGAAAGGUGGAAAUUGGUAGAACAGAUUGUUAGCCUGAUUGUAUGGAAAAAUUAUA
This is a messenger RNA of Ilex paraguariensis (yerba mate), 862 nucleotides long. NCBI's taxonomy places the organism in Eukaryota, Viridiplantae, Streptophyta, Magnoliopsida, Aquifoliales, Aquifoliaceae. The record is from the annotation of a GenBank genome assembly.